Messenger RNA from Loxodonta africana (African savanna elephant), 7707 nucleotides. RefSeq names its product ERCC excision repair 4, endonuclease catalytic subunit (gene ERCC4). Gene Ontology annotation, molecular function: single-stranded DNA endonuclease activity; damaged DNA binding; single-stranded DNA binding. Gene Ontology annotation, biological process: resolution of meiotic recombination intermediates; nucleotide-excision repair involved in interstrand cross-link repair; double-strand break repair via homologous recombination. Gene Ontology annotation, cellular component: nucleotide-excision repair factor 1 complex. Lineage: Eukaryota; Metazoa; Chordata; Mammalia; Proboscidea; Elephantidae. The record is from RefSeq and is a predicted model, not a curated record. The transcript is spliced from 12 exons. The coding region runs from base 1812 to 4019 and encodes 735 amino acids.
AGAUGUCUGAGGGCGGAUGGGGAUAGGAAUAACGGGAGACCCCCGAAGUUGGAUAUUGAGGUUGCUGGGGGCGGAGGAGGGAGAUCCCUAAAAGGGAACAUGAUGGAGGGGUCUCUGAAAGUGAUGGGGAGACAUGAAAGGAGACGCUGAGGGGAGAGAGCCCUGUGGCAAAAAGGGACCGCUGUAGGGAAGAGCUGGUGGCGCAGUGGUUAAGCGCUCAGCUGCUAACCAAGAGCGAAUGCGGGAGAAAGAUGUAGCAGUCUGCUACUGUAAAGAUUUCCAGCCUUGGAAACCCAGCGGGGCAGUUCUACUCUGUCCUAUAGGCUCGUUAUGAGUCAGAAUCUACUCAAAGGCAACGUGUUUUGGUUUGAUGGGAAAGAGGGGGACAGAGUCAGAAAGGGGUCUGGAACCUAAGGAUAUUGGGGGGAUUAGGAUUAAGGAGUAUGGGGGAGAUUGAGGAAGAUCAGAGGGUGAUACAGCAGUGCUGAGCUGUCAUUUGACAAAGCUGAUGAGCCCCCAAAUAAAGCAAGUGCCCAGGAGGAAAAUGUCACCUGAAAAGAGUGAUUACAAACUCUUUGAGGGCAGGUAUCCUGUCUUGUUCAUUUAAGUAUCCCCAGUGCUUAGUAUAGGGUCUAGCACAACACAGUGUACUCCAUAAUGGUGGUACUGAACUGAAGGUGUAAAGGGCCAAGGGACAUACUGGCAUUAUGAAGUCCCCUCUAGGUUGGAUGGGGACUGACCUAACAGUCUAAAACAGUAUCUGGGAAAGGGAUUCACUUAUAUGCCUUGAAUGCCGGUUUGCAGGCUGCAAACCUGACUUUCACUCACUGAUUGUCCUCGAGUUGAUUCCUACGCAUAGUGACCCCAUAGGACAGAGUGGAAUUGCCCCAUAGGGUUUCCAAAGAGCAGCUGGUAGAAUUGAACUGCCAACCUUUUGGUUAGCAGCCAAGUUGUUAACCACUGCACCACCAGGGCUCCAAACCUGACUUUAGUAGGGAAGUAUUUCCACGUAGCAGAAGUCUUUUAACCCAAGGUUUUAAAAGUUGGUUUUAUUUUUUUUAUUGUUUAAGUGCUGUUAGCAACUCAAACGCAAUGAUUCCUUAGUUUCGAUCCCAAAACAAGCCCUAGUUAAACGUGGAUUGGUUGAUUGAUCAAGGUAAAGUAGUAACCUAGAUUAUGUAUUCAUGUAAGUUCCUUAUCUCUGAGUCAGCAAAUCAUUGUAAAUACGUGCCCCAUAUUAAACAGCCUACUAAUCACAUUUGGUUUGGUUUAGGAGUAUUUUAUUAGUCAGCUGAAGCUGGAAGGAGUUGAUCACCUUCCUCGCCGAGUAACAAAUGAAAUUGCAAGUAACAGUCGAUAUGAAGUUUAUACCCAAGGUGGUAUUAUAUUUGCAACAAGCCGAAUACUUGUGGUCGAUUUCUUGACUGAUAGAAUACCUUCAGAUCUAAUUACUGUGGGUUCCUGAGGUGGUGUGGCUUAGUAGGAAGAACAUGGCUUUGGAUUCAGACAGAUGUGAUUUGGAAUCUUUGGUUUCCCGUAUGCUUACUGGAUGACCUUGGUCAAGGUGCUUCCCUUUCUUGUCUCAUAAUGAUACCCUCGGAGUAAUGAGAACUGGAGAGAAAACUUGCAAGUACAUUUAUACCAAAUACAUAUAAGGCAUCUUGGUAUAUAGAGCUCACAGAAUAAUAGAGUCUUGUCAAGAAGCAUUCAUCUUGCGCCUCUUUCGCCAGAAAAAUAAACGUGGUUUUAUUAAAGCUUUCACAGACAACGCAGUUGCUUUUGAUACUGGCUUUUGUCACGUGGAAAGAGUGAUGAGAAAUCUUUUCGUAAAGAAGCUGUAUCUGUGGCCAAGGUUCCAUGUAGCAGUAAACUCAUUUUUAGAACAGCACAAACCUGAAGUCGUAGAAAUUCAUGUUGCUAUGACACCUGCCAUGCGUGCUAUACAGACUGCUGUACUGGACAUUUUAAAUGCAUGCCUUAAGGAACUAAAAUGCCAUAAUCCAUCACUUGAAGUAGAAGAUUUAUCUUUAGAAAAUGCAAUCGGAAAACCUUUCGACAAGACAAUCCGCCACUACUUGGAUCCUUUGUGGCACCAACUUGGAGCCAAAACUAAGUCCUUGGUCCAGGACUUGAAGAUACUACGAGCUUUGCUGCAAUAUCUCUCUCAGUAUGAUUGUGUCACAUUUCUUAAUCUUCUGGAGUCUUUGAGAGCAACUGAGAAGGCUUUUGGUCAGAAUUCAGGUUGGCUGUUUCUUGACUCUAGUACCUCGAUGUUUGUAAAUGCUCGAGCAAGAGUUUAUCAUGUUCCAGAUGCCAAAAUGAGUAAAAAAAGUCAAAUGUCUGAGAAAAUGGAGAUUAAAGAAGGGCAAGAUACCAAAAAAGAGCUGGUUCUAGAAAGCAACCCCAAGUGGGAAGCCCUAACCGAGGUACUGAAAGAAAUUGAGGCAGAGAAUAAGGAGAGUGAAGCCCUUGGUGGUCCAGGUCAAGUACUUAUUUGUGCAAGUGAUGACCGAACGUGUUCCCAGCUGAGAGAGUGCAUCACUACUGGAGCAGAGGCCUUUUUAUUGAGACUCUACAGAAAAAGCUUUGAGAAGGAUAGCAAAGCCGAAGAAGUGUGGAUGAAAUUUAGAAAGGAGGAUAGUUCAAAGAGAAUUAUGAAACCUAACAAAAGACCCAAAGACCCCCAAAACAAAGAAAGAGCUUCUAACAAAGAAAGGACUCUCAAAAGGAAAAAACGAAGGUUGACUUUAACUCAGAUGAUGGCGAACUCUGAAGAACAUGAAGGUGAAGGGAAGGUGGAAGAAGGGUAUCCUAGAGAAAUAAGCAGUAGCCAAGAAAGUGGCUUAGAAGGAAUUAAGCAUGAAGAAUUUGAUUUAAACUUGUCAUCCGAUGCAGCUUACGGAAUCCUAAAGGAACCCCUCACUAUCAUCCACCCGCUUCUAGGUUGUAGUGACCCCUAUGCGCUAACAAGGGUACUCCAUGAAGUGGAGCCAAGAUAUGUCGUAUUGUAUGAUGCUGAGCUAACAUUUGUUCGUCAGCUUGAAAUUUACAGGGCAAGCAGACCCGGGAAACCUCUGAGGGUUUAUUUUCUCAUAUAUGGAGGUUCGACUGAAGAGCAACGCUAUCUCACUGCUUUGCGGAAAGAAAAGGAAGCGUUUGAAAAGCUCAUCAGGGAAAAAGCUAGCAUGGUUAUCCCUGAAGAAAGAGAAGGCAGAGAUGAAACCAACCUGGACUUAGCAAGAGGCAGCACAUCAGCAGAUGCCUCCGCUGACACUCGGAAAGCAGGCGGCCAGGAACAGAGUGUUACACAGCAAAGUAUAGUUGUAGACAUGCGUGAAUUUCGAAGUGAACUGCCAUCUCUGCUCCAUCGUCGUGGCAUUGACAUUGAACCGGUGACUUUGGAGGUUGGAGAUUACAUUCUGACUCCAGAAAUGUGCGUGGAGCGCAAGAGUGUCAGUGAUUUGAUUGGCUCCUUAAAUAAUGGCCGCCUCUAUAGCCAGUGCAUCUCCAUGUCCCGAUAUUACAAGCGGCCAGUGCUUCUGAUUGAAUUUGACCCCAGUAAGCCCUUCUCUCUCACGUCACGAGGUGCCUUAUAUCAGGAGAUCUCCAGCAACGACAUCAGUUCCAAGCUCACCCUUCUUACUCUGCACUUCCCCAGGCUUCGGAUUCUUUGGUGCCCCUCCCCUCAUGCAACUGCGGAGUUGUUUGAGGAGCUGAAACAAAAUAAGCCACAGCCUGAUGCAACAACAGCCAUGGCUAUCACAGCAGAUUCUGAAACCCUUCCCGAGUCAGAAAAGUAUAAUCCCGGUCCCCAGGACUUCUUGUUGAAAAUGCCAGGGGUGAAUGCCAAGAACUGUCGCUCCUUGAUGAACCACGUCAAGAACAUGGCAGAGUUAGCAACCCUAUCACAAGACAAGCUCACGAGUAUUCUGGGGAAUGCUGCAAAUGCUAAGCAGCUUUAUGACUUCAUUCACACCUCGUAUGCAGAAGUUGUGUCUAAAGGGAAAAUGAGAAAAUGAACAAUAGUAGCUGUUUUCGUAUGCCAUGACUGUGCUCUUUAAUGGCUCUUUGCCAGCCAGUAUAGGUCAUUAUUAAUUAUCGCUCAGUCUUUUAUUCUCUUCCAAGGCUUUUAAUGAUUGUGCGGCCUGUUUCCUAGGUCAGUGGAACAGAAGCCAAGAGCCCUCUCUGAACUUAGCAGCAUUUUAACUUUCCCAUGUCCACUCUCAUCCUUCCCUGCAGUGUGUAUGCCUGAUUGUAGUAUAAUCAAUUUUAAAAUGACAUCAGGUUAAGUUUCUACAAGUAUUUAUAGAGGACCAUUUUUGAAACAAGCAGAAGUGUGUGUUUCUUAAACACACUGAUAAAGCGUGCAAUCAUGUUCUUGCUCUCUGCCUACAAAGGGGCCCCCUGGAACACGGACAAGGAUACAUCUCUUUGCAGUUCCUGCCUAGUUCUCUCCCCCACAUUUUCUUCGUCUCCGUGUUUCUUCCACCUAUCUGCCUCUAAGAAAAAUUCGUGGGGACUCCCUUCUACUAAUUUAAAACAGCCACCUCUACAACCGACUCACUGGUUUUCUAAUCACUUGAAUAUAUGUAGCGUGUAUUAUAACUUGAUUGUCCAAAACCAGUAUUUUUAAAACAUAAAAUUAAUUACCUCUUUAUAAAAUGUGAUGGUAUGGGUGAAGGAGCCCUUAGAAUUCCGUUUUUACAGAUAGUCAAACUCCUAAAAAUCCCAGAGAUCUCUAAGCCCAAAUGGCUAGUUAGGGCAUCUCUUGAGACUUCCUCUUUUCCCAACCUCUCACCCUGUAUCCUAACACCACCAGCAUCAUGUCCCUUCGAAACACAACACAAGCUCAUCCUCUCUUUGAUUCUCCACUUCUCACUUUCUCUCUGUGCAGGAGGGCUCAAAUGUGAGCAAGCGAGUGGCCCAGAGCAGCCCUCAGAGCUGUUAAGGUUUGUUUCCUUCCCUGAGUUGAGAUAAAAGGAUUAUAAGCAAAUAAGUAGACUAUAUAAAAAGCUUCCAUAAAUAAAAUCUCAUUCUAAACCUUCUUCUGACUGAUUUGGUUUAGCUUUUUACUGAUGUGUACAUACAGGACAUUCAUAGCAUCUUUGUGUAAUUUUAAAACUUUUAUAUUUAAACAUUAUUGAUUUAAGCGAUUCGCUUCUUUAGAAAUCAGUGAAUUUUCUACCUCAAGAGCAGAUGAAGACAUCAGCCCUGCUUGCCAUAUCACACAGUUUGACUUCUCAUCCAUGUCAGUCAUUUUUUUGUUUGUCCCAUUUGGUAUAUUUAGAAUAUACAGUGGACUGAGUAACUCACAGUUGUCUUUAACAAAAGUACUUUUAACUGUCAUUUCCAAACUCUUUCUCUCAUACUAGCAUCUUGGUUAUUAGUAUUUAAGAAUGUUUAUGGGUUUUUGAACUCCAUACAAGGAGCGAAUUCAGGAGUGUCAGUAACCACAGAGGUUAAGAGAGAACUCUGCAAGGUAAUUUGGAGAGUAGGGCAGAGAAUAAGAAACAAAAAUCACUUUAAGGUAGAACAAAGAUCUGGGCUCCUAAUUGUAUCCCAAAAUUAAAAAUGUAUCCUCUAGAAUAGAAAACAGAAACGUAGAGAACAGAUCUUAACAUUCACUUCGGUAUUUAUUGAAGAGUUCAAUCAGAGUUAAAAAUACAUUAAAAUAGACAUACCACUUCAAAUGGUAAUAAUAGCUAUAGUUUUUUUCACCCUUUUCUAGCACUUCUGCUUGUGGUAUGUAAUUUCUGGUUUUUUCUACUUGUAUAAUUCUACCUGCCUUCUUGUAUAACUCCACCUUGUUGUAUCAUAUGAAAGGGAAAUCUUAAAGUACACCAUCUUUGAUAAGAAUUUUAUUCCAUGCUAAGUUUUCAAAACAGUUACUUCUUAAGUCACCAUAUCAAAUGUUCCUUGUUUUCUAGUGCAACACAGAUAACAGUCUCCAUUGUAUUUAGUACCUGUGUACCUUGGCUGUGGAAUUCUGCUGCUUGCUUAUGUAUCUAAUGGUUACCUGAAGACAGGUGUGCUAGUUCAUGUGCAGUUAAAUUAUGAAAGAUACUUUCUAAUGAACUCUAAAAUGGUCAUUAUGGGCCACAGGCUCUCUUCCAACUAUGUAAAUGUAUCCCAGUGUAUUUCCAGUUGCAGGAAGCUUUUAAUACAUUCAUCAAGUAUUUUAUGAAAUUUUUUUGCAAGUUUUUUUAAUCUAAGAAUCUUUGGUUAAGGAGCUAGAAAUGCACACAUUUAGAAUUAAUGUAUUACCAUAUUUUCUAGCAUCAUUUUGUUAACUUUGCUUUUUUCCUUUAAAAAUACCACCUAAUUUACUUAACUUCAUUUUUAGAUUUCUUAAAACCUUUUUUAAAAGCUAGGCCAACAUUAUUGUUCUAUUUUAUAAGUUUUUUGCAUAAAAAAUUUGAACAUGAAAUAUUGUGGGAAAUCAUUUUCAGAUUUAUUUGCUUGAAUCAUGUUAUUUAUCUUAAAAAUAUACAAGAAGAAAUCAUUUUUAAUGGUGGCAGUAAAUAAUGUCCUUUUGGCAAUUCUUCCUCUUUCAGUCCGAGGCUUUGUGGCUAAAUACCUACUUUUUUUUUUUUAUUUGAGUACACACGGGAUGCAGUUUCCCAGCUCAUGAGGGACUGAAAAUAAUUGUCUAAUUCCUCAGCCAGUUGGGACAUAGAGGGUUGAGUCUAGAUGUGGUCACGCUGAAAUUAUAAAGCAUCGAAAUAAUAAAUGGUCUUCAGCAUGAAAACCUACACAAAAGCAAACCUGAAGAAGGAAUGAGGGGGGAGACAGACAUUACUGGUCUUUACUUUUGUUUUUCAAGCAUAAUUUGAUUUUCCUUUGGCUCGGAAACCCUUAGGGAAAUUCCCUUUUGUGUUCAGUUUAACCAAGAAUACCCAACGUUUUAGAAAAAUUCUUUUUCUCAGGCUUGAAUAUAUGAAAAUUUAUGCAGGCUUUAAUAGGGGUGUCAUUUGUCUUUAUUCUUUGGCUUUCUGUUUUGAUUCGUAGCUGUUUCCUGUCCAGUUCUGAGCUUCAGCACAUGAUUUCUCAUCUUAUAAUUGGGAUUUUGGUGGCCUACACCACUACGUUUUUUUAAUUUAAGGGUGUUUAGGUCAAAAUUUGGAUGGGAGGGAGACACAACUGAUUUGUAUCAAUUGUAUCAGAGUUGUGUAUGUGUGUGUUUUUAAGAAAACGUGUAUUCAAUAUUUUCCUUAACAUUUUGUGGGCAAAGUAAAAAUAACCAUGUGGAGUGAAAGGCCAUGUAUUACCAGCAAUGUGUUGGUAAAUAUAAUUUGAAAUUCAGAGAAUGUUUAAUUUUUUUUUCUGUUAUGCAGAAUAAAUUAUUGAAGUUGAAAUGCUCUUUGAAUCCCUUCUUUUGAUCUUUGACUUGCUUAAUAAUGCAUUUUCUAAGGCUUCAAUGUAUUUUUCUUUUGGUCCUUUUCCCUUACCGCUUUUUGUUUUGUAGCAUGUCUCCUUAAGGGGGCAGGGGGAAGAUGCUUCUUCCGAAAACACUCACUUGUUGAUGAGUAUGGGUAGGCACAGUGCCUGAGACAUCUUAACAAAGGUUAGUCUUCUGCCCUCUCCACCCUGCACCCCCUGCCUCAUACAUUUUUGUUCCUUUAAUGUCAGAGGUGAAAUAAGUGAAUUAUCCUUUUGACACAUCUGGGAUUUUAUUGUAAUCUCUUAAACAAGUUUAAUUAUUUGCUU